This is a messenger RNA of Diabrotica balteata, 4845 nucleotides long. The record is from the annotation of a GenBank genome assembly. NCBI's taxonomy places the organism in Eukaryota, Metazoa, Arthropoda, Insecta, Coleoptera, Chrysomelidae.
GUUGUUCCACAACUGUUUGUCGCAGCGCAAGCCUCAGCGAGUCACUCGUAUUCUCUGAUAAGUAUGUGCAUUACUGAUUAUAACCAAAUAUCAGUUAUUGUUGAGUAUGUAAAGUGUUUUAAACUAAGACAUCUUCAACAGUCAGUGCACAGGUUGUUAGUUAGAAGACUGUACUUUACGGAUGACGUUGUAUUGUGAAAAAUUUUAAACAGACUUUGGAAGUUUUGUUCAAUAAAAUUCGUAGUUUUUUUUAAAGUUAUUUGCGAAAAUGUCGACGGGAAAACGUCUAGCGAAACGUUCUAUUAUCGGUACUCGUGUUUGUGCCCCAGGAGAAGACGGAAAAUACUACUCAGGAGUGAUACAAGCCGUCAAAACCCCGGCGAAUUUUUCGGAAAACAGCAACUGUAUUAAUUUAACCCCUAAUACCCGUUACACCGUUCGUUUCGAUCCGCGUCAAGGAAAUUUGGGCAGAACGAGCUGCGAAUUCCACGAGAGCCAGCUCAUCGGACCCGGUUUUCAGUCGGUGCUUGGAUUAGAGCUAGUGCAGGGACAAAAAUGUUUCGUUACUUAUAACGGCCGCGAAAACUCUGGAGAAGUGUGCAAACACCAUACCGAAACCGACGAAGUUAUCAUCAGAAUACACCCCAUAGGCAUCGAGGCACCCUUUGAAGUACAAAAACGUCUAGAAGAGGUCCGCCUUUUGGAAUCACGAAAGUCUGCACGGUUAGCAGAUCAGGAUACCGAUUUCGCCCGAUUAGCCGAUAUGGCCGGUGACAGAAAAAGAACCGCGUCACACACCAUAGAUGUGCCAGCUCCGUCUUAUCACCACGGAUCCCGUAAAAGAAGACCAAGCGGGAGCCAAGAUGAUUGUCCCAAAGACAGUCAAAUGGAUGAAUGCAGCGCUGCUCUAGUAUUGAUGAGCCUCUCAUGCUCGCCCCACUCGCCUAAUCUUACUGCAUUCUCUUACCCUAGUACAUCACCAGGUAGCAGUAGCAGCAGUUCAGCCUCGUACAGAUCCACCCCUUCACCACCACCUAUCACGUAUUCACCGCAUAAUACGCCACUGUCGUCUAGUUCGAUUUCUGACGAAGGAAUCGUCAUGGACUAUUAUCCUGAUGAGUUACCAAGAAAGAAAAAGAAUUUGACACGCAUUGUGUUCCAAUGCACUUGGCCAAGCUGCUUAAAAAUGACCAAUACCUGUGAUGCAAUCGAAGCGCAUAUUCGCAAUGAGCAUUUGAAGGAUCAAGUGUGCGAAGAUUCGGAAGAAGAGUUUUACUAUACAGAAGUAGAAUUAGGGUUGACUAGCCCCCCUCCCACUCUCUCCCACCGCGACAUGGCCAGACCUUUCCAUGAAGACCCCGAUUACCAAAGAUUUUUGGUUGGCAAUAUGCGCCAGUGUUUGCUAAGCCAGCAGCAGCAGCAGCAGCAACAGCAUCAAAUACAGCCACAGCCGCAACCACCACAGCCGGUCCCACAAUCGCCACACAAGCUCCUUAAGUUGUCGCCUCGUCCUCACAGUCCCAAGAUGCCAGUAUCCCCCAGGAGGAUCCGAGGCGAAAAUAAGAAAUGCCGAAAGGUAUAUGGAAUGGAACACAGAGAACAGUGGUGCACACAGUGCAAGUGGAAAAAGGCUUGUUCUAGGUUCGGCGACUGAUACGCGCCCUCCAAACGUUAGAGACGCUUAUCAAAAGUGCCCCGAAAUGUGUUCUUUAAAGGACAAAAAGGGUGCGGACUACCCUGAUCUCAACACUUGAUGGAAGUACAACUAAUACGAUAUUUCUCUAGUGAUUGUCAAAGAUCAAUCAAAUCAAGCUGUAUCUGUGUUCUUUCAAAAAAAAAAAACUUUACUCAAUAUACUGCUGCACUUCUUCGGAGGCUCUACUACAGAUCCAACUUUACUAAGGAAUAUAUGAAACUGAUUUAGUUUUGAUAGAUUUUUGGUAUUUAACCAAUAGUUAGUUUAUGAUGCAAUAUGCAGUAUGUUAUCUAAUUUUCGGGUUUCUCAAACUUCACAAAACUUAGUUGUAGGCAACAAGAAAAACCUUUGCUGCUGUUUUAAAGAUUAUUUACAAUACUUUGAACUACAUAAUAAAGUCCAUUAGAGUUACUACGUUAUUAUAGCUGUUAAUUAUUGUUGUUAAGAAAAAAGCAUUAUCAUGUUUGUAAUUUAAAAAAAUCAUUCAUUUUAUUUAUUAUCGCAUCGUUAUUUAUUGUAUCGUUUUUGCAUUAUUCGUUUUUUAUUGACUGUUAAUGUUAUUUUUUAUUAUUACCAUGAAUAUAAAAUUAAUGUGUGCAGUAUAUCAUACGAAACCUCAUAUAAUAGAUGUAUGUACAUAGGAUUUGUUUCUAAUUUGUCUCAGAAGCGUAUUUGUUUUGUUUUAUUUUAUUAAUUCAAAAUAAAGAAUUUUUUGCAUAUAAGGUUGUGAGCAAGCUAUAACAAGUUUGAGAAGUGAAGUAUUUUCAAAUUAUUAUUAUUUUUUUAUUUUAUAUAGGACUUUUAAAUCAGAAUAUAGCUAGCAGUUGUAUUCUUAUACUUUUAUUUCAUUAUUCUGCACUGUCAAUUCCUUGAUCUCCUCUAACAAAGUAGAUACGACACGUUCUAAUUAUUUUACCACUUUUUAAGAACUUGAUUGAUUGUUUUACUUCACUUCUCACGCUCUAUAUAUAAUUCUUUGUUUUUUGUUAAAAAUAUUUUAAUAUAUCAAAAUUUAAAUGCUAUUAGCAUGCAUUCUGUAGUUAACUUGGAUCUGUAGAAUCAUAAGACUGCAAAUUUAGAGAGUCACGUCCACAUUCUUUUUUGAGACAUCUUUACGGUUGCCAUUUUAAAGGUAACUAGACUGACAAUGGACUGAACUACUCUAUAUACCGACUAAUAUUAAUUGAGCCUCCCAGUAUUACCAAUACAUAGAGUCUAGUGAUGUAGGACUGAGUCUCAGAAAUGUUAUUUAGAUUUUGUUGUGAUUUUGUUCAGAUUGUAUUAUUUUCGUCAGAAAUGUUUUAUUUGUUUAAUGGUAUUUAAGGUUUAUCGUGGUUAUGUCAACAAUAAAAGCAAAUAUUGACUAUUCACUAUAUAUUUUUAAAUUCAUAAUCGUAGAGUUUGUGGAUUGUUAAAAGUCAUUACGUUUCUUUAACAUACUGCAUCAGAUACACGUUUAUUCUUUUUUAAUUAAUAUGUUGUUUCUUAUAGUGUAUGGAACAACUGGACUAAGCAGGAAGCAGCUUCUACGACUCCAUAAUAAUAGUAAAAUUAAUAUUAUUCGUCAAGACUAGGAAUGACUUUAAGUUUGCCCAUCGGCGCAGAGAACAGACAAAAAAACGGAAUUUUUUUACAGGUCGAGUUUACUCCUCCUACUAAAAUAAUUUCCGGUUAUUUUGCCGGGCAUCAAGUGAGCGUGCCUAUUAUAGGAUUUUCAAAGUUAUUCCUAGUUUUGACAACGUGUAUGGUAUCAUACUUCACUCUGAAAAAUCUGGUAUUUUGUGCCUACACGUUAAGCUCAAAAAGGAAAAAAAAAGUUCACAUAACUACGAAUACUAAAAGUAUUUUCUAACAGGGAGUCUCUAAUUUUACAUUCUUUGUGAUGUACAAUGAAAUUCCUUUGACAUUUGCCUUAAAAAAAAUGGUUAAGGUAAUAUUUAUCCUGUCGAUUAUUUUUGACGAAUAAUAAAAAAGCUUGAUUCUGGCAAUAUUAAAGUGUUAACAGGUUUAAUAUUUGUUGUUACGUCACAAAGAAUGUAUAUCUAACUACCUAUCUAGCAAUCAAAUAUGGUAGAACUCAUAUCAAAUCCUCAAUUCAAAAAUAUAUACUGGCAGUUCUUCAGUUUAAUAAAGAUGGUUUUUUGUGUAAAAAUAUAUGUGUUCCAAAAGAGCAAUAAAACAACAUAAAAAGUUAAACAUACAGCAACUCUCUUAAAAUGUAAUAGCGUUAAAUGGACAGUAUCGUUCUAGAUACAUAUAAUUCUUUACUUUUAGUUUAUAUCGAACAUUUUAUAAAAUAACUCGUAGACAAAAUUACCUUAGAAAUAUUAUCACAUCUUCAACGAUUCUAUUUGUUGUGAGUGUGCUCAUGGUUUCUUCUGCAGCUGUUUCUACCUGUUUCUCCCGUUGUUGUACUAAGAACUUCAAUACCAUAUUGCAAUAAUAACAUCAUUAAGUAAACAGAAGUAAAGGGUUUGAAUCUAGCUUGAGGUUUAAUAUCAUCAAAAAUAUCUUUACUCUACAUAUCUACUAUAUUUAAAUACCAUCAUCAUCAAAUUUCUUAUUUUCCUGCUUUUUUCUGAAGACCUUUCUGCUAGCAGCCUUUCUAGCUGCUUGUGUAGACGUGAAAACAAUUGAUCCUCGCGAAGGUCUUGAACUCCUUGUGAGAAUUUAAUUAUUUUCAACUGCACUGUGUAUGUGGUAGAAUGAAGGUGUCAGAUUGCAUGUAAUUAGAUUCGUUGUAAAGAGAAAGUGUUCCGUAUGGGACACCUUGAAAUAAUAAUUCAUUUCUUGAGCUUUUGUGCAGCAUUUACACAGAGAACAACGAUGACAUAAAGUCCUCUUUCAGCGCUUGUUAGGAAACCCACCUGUUUCCGCCGUUUAUGUGCUAAAAUUAUAGCAAUUUAGAGCAAAAGGGCAAAAACUUAGCGAUUGCCUCUUUAUUAAAACAGCAGAGGUAGUCUUAAGAGUUCUAAAAGAAACAUCUGAAUGUCUCUUUAGAAAAUCUCUAAACCUAGCCGUUCCAGCUGACUUUUUGUUUUUAGAAAACCUAUCUUUAAUCUUCUCCGCAAGCUCAUAGGCCAUUACACAAAUGGUUUUCUUAAUCAUAUCCAAUAGUCGGUCUUCCAUCUCUAAAAUAUACUCCUUUA